AUGCCUGAAGCACAACCUUACAACACCACACCACAUCCAUACUAUGGCAGACGUCCCUAUUACUACGCCACACCACAUCCUUACUAUAGGAGACCACAUCCCUUCUACUACACCACACCAAGUCCUUACUCCAAAAGACCACGUCCCUACUACUACGCCACACCACGUCCAUACUACUACGCCACACCAACUCCCUACUAUGGCAGACGUCCCUAUUACUACGCCACACCACAUCCUUACUACAAAAGACCACGUCCAUAUUAUGGCAGACGUCCAUACUACUAUGCCACACCGACUCCCUACUAUGGCAGACGUCCCUAUUACUACGCCACACCACAUCCUUACUACAAAAGACCACGUCCAUAUUAUGGCAGACGUCCAUACUACUAUGCCACACCGACUCCCUACUAUGGCAGACGUCCCUAUUACUACGCCACACCACAUCCUUACUACAAAAGACCACGUCCAUAUUAUGGCAGACGUCCAUACUACUAUGCCACACCGACUCCCUACUAUGGCAGACGUCCAUACCACUACGCCACACCAACUCCCUACUAUGGCAGACGUCCAUACUACUACGCCACACCACGUCCCUACUACUACGCCACACUGACUCCCUACUAUGGCAGACGUCCAUACUACUACGCCACACCACGUCCCUAUUACUACGCCACACCACAUCCUUACUAUAGGAGACCACAUCCCUUCUACUACACCACACCAAGUCCUUACUCCAAAAGACCACGUCCAUACUACUACGCCACACCACGUCCCUACUACUACGCCACACCGACUCCCUACUAUAGGAGACCACAUUCCUUCUACUACACCACACCAAGUCUUUACUACAAAAGACCACGUCCCUACUACUACGCCACACCGACUCCCUACUAUGGCAGACGUCCAUACUACUACGCCACACCACGUCCCUACUACUACGCCACACUGACUCCCUACUAUGGCAGACGUCCAUACUACUACGCCACACCACGUCCCUAUUACUACGCCACACCACGUCCCUACUACUACGCCACACCGACUCCCUACUAUGGCAGACGUCCAUACUACUACGCCACACCAACUCCCUACUAUGGCAGACGUCCAUACCACUACGCCACACCAACUCCCUACUAUGGCAGACGUCCAUACUACUACGCCACACCAACUCCCUACUAUGGCAGACGUCCCUAUUACUACGCCACACCACAUCCUUACUAUAGGAGACCACAUCCCUUCUACUACACCACACCAACUCCCUACUAUGGCAGACGUCCAUACUAUUACGCCACACCACGUCCUUACUACAAAAGACCACGUCCCUACUACGCCACACCACGUCCAUAUUAUGGCAGACGUCCAUACCACUACGCCACACCAACUCCCUACUAUGGCAGACGUCCAUACUACUAUGCCACACCAACUCCCUACUAUGGCAGACGUUCAUACUACUACGCCACACCACGUCCUUACUACAAAAGACCACGUCCCUACUACUACGCCACACCACGUCCAUACUAUGGCAGACGUCAAUACUACUACGCCACACCACGUCCAUAUUAUGGCAGACGUCCAUACCACUACGCCACACCAACUCCCUACUAUGGCAGACGUCCCUAUUACUACGCCACACCACAUCCUUACUAUAGGAGACCACAUCCCUUCUACUACACCACACCAACUCCCUACUAUGGCAGACGUCCAUACCACUACGCCACACCAACUCCCUACUAUGGCAGACGUCCAUACUACUAUGCCACACCGACUCCCUACUAUGGCAGACGUCCCUAUUACUACGCCACACCACAUCCUUACUAUAGGAGACCACAUCCCUUCUACUACACCACACCAACUCCCUACUAUGGCAGACGUCCAUACUACUACACCACACCACGUCCUUACUACAAAAGACCACAUCCCUUCUACUACACCACACCAAGACCUUACUACAAAAGACCACGUCCCUACUACUACGCCACACCAACUCCCUACUAUGGCAGACGUCCCUAUUACUACGCCACACCACAUCCUUACUAUAGGAGACCACAUCCCUUCUACUACACCACACCAACUCCCUACUAUGGCAGACGUCCAUACUACUACACCACACCACGUCCUUACUACAAAAGACCACUUCCCUACUACGCCACACCACGUCCAUAUUAUGGUAGACGUCCAUACUACUACACCACACCGACUCCCUACUAUGGCAGACGUCCAUACUAUACCACACCACGUCCAUACUAUGCUACACCUCCAUACUCCAAUACCACUAGUGACACCACAACAUAUUCCAAUAACAGCACAUUGCAGCAAACCUAAGCGGUUCUUCUACUUCUCUGCCUUUGAUUCCCUGUUUUAUUCUUUUUGGGUCACCAAACAAAUUUAGGAGGAAACAUUGUGGUUUGGAAACGUCUUAAGGUAGAACUGUAAACUGGUCACCCAUAACAUUUUGACCAACAGAAUGUUAUUGUUGCAACUGUCAGCGGGUGGGAGUCAUCCAUGUUGUUUUGAAGGACCAGUACUGAUUGUCAGGUGGUCAUGAUGUCAUUCCUGAUUAGUUAUGGUGAAGUUCCAGUUUCUCUUUCUCAUCAACAGACUCAACACUUUAGUUCUGACUUCCUUCAAACACAAUUCACGUCAUUCCAGAUGCUUUUUUAAUUUUCUGGCCAACCUUCUGCUUUGUUCCAGUUUCACAUAAACAAGAAAUGAAGACAAACAGGAUAAUCUAUUAUUAAUCUCUUACUUUUAUAAGAAGCAGCAAUUAUUUGUGUACAUUAAGCUCUUUUGUAUAAAAAUUGAGAACUGAUUCCUUAUCCAUUAAAGAUUUUUUGAUAUUUGAUGUUAGAGACUUGUUUAUAACAUUAUCCUAUAAACAGCUUAUGUUUUCAUUUAUUUCAAUGACUUUCUACUUCUACCCAUCUGACUAAAUGGUUUGAUUUGUCUUAACUGGAUUUUAGGUGGAUGUUUCUGUUUACCCAAUACAUCAUGGUGGGCUUUGCUCUUACAGCUCUGAAAUAUUACUGUAAAUGAAUAAAAUUUGAUUUUUGAAAUACUUA
Messenger RNA from Xiphophorus couchianus (Monterrey platyfish), 3056 nucleotides. Its product is annotated as extensin-2-like. The record is from RefSeq and is a predicted model, not a curated record. Bases 1 to 2319 code for a protein of 772 amino acids. The transcript is spliced from 2 exons. Lineage: Eukaryota; Metazoa; Chordata; Actinopteri; Cyprinodontiformes; Poeciliidae.